This is a messenger RNA of Dichotomopilus funicola, 3636 nucleotides long. Its product is annotated as CPSF A subunit region-domain-containing protein. The record is from RefSeq and is a predicted model, not a curated record. NCBI's taxonomy places the organism in Eukaryota, Fungi, Ascomycota, Sordariomycetes, Sordariales, Chaetomiaceae. Gene Ontology annotation, cellular component: nucleus; U2 snRNP. The coding region runs from base 1 to 3636 and encodes 1211 amino acids. Gene Ontology annotation, molecular function: U2 snRNA binding; protein binding. Gene Ontology annotation, biological process: mRNA splicing, via spliceosome. The transcript is spliced from 4 exons.
AUGGCGACGACAUCGAACAUGUUCUUGUACUCGCUGACCAUCCAGCCGCCGACGACAAUCUCACAGGCGUUGCUGGGUCAGUUCUCGGGGACCAAGGAGCAGCAAAUCAUCACCGCCUCGGGGUCGCGCCUCACACUCCUGCAGCCCGACCCCAGGCAAGGAAGGGUCAACACCAUAUUGUCCCAUGACAUCUUCGGCAUCAUCCGGUCUAUUGCGACCUUUCGUCUUGCCGGUAGCCACAAAGACUACAUCAUCCUCGCCACAGACUCGGGCCGGAUCGCCAUCGUCGAGUACCAGCCUAAAACGAACCGGUUCUCGCGUAUCCAUCUUGAGACGUUCGGAAAGUCGGGAGUGCGGCGCGUUGUUCCCGGCCAAUACUUGGCUGCUGACCCGAAAGGACGGGCGUGUUUAAUCUCGGCGGUGGAGAAGAACAAGCUGGUCUACGUCCUGAACCGAAAUGCUCAGGCCGAAUUGACCAUCUCCUCUCCGCUUGAGGCACAUAAGCCCGGUGUUUUGGUCCUGUCACUCGUGGCCCUCGACGUGGGAUAUGCCAACCCUGUCUUUGCCGCCCUCGAGAUCGACUAUUCUGAGGCUGACCAGGACGCGACUGGGGAAGCGGGCAAAGAGGCCGAGGCGCAAUUGGUUUACUACGAACUCGACCUUGGUCUGAACCACGUCGUGCGCAAGUGGUCAGAUGUUGUCGACCCGACUUCUUCGCUGCUCUUCCAGGUUCCGGGAGGCAAUGACGGUCCCAGCGGUGUCCUAGUCUGUGGGGAGGAGAAUGUCACCUACCGCCACUCCAACCAGGAGGCCUUCCGCGUCCCCGUACCGAGGCGGCGCGGUGCGACGGAGGACCCGCAAAGGAAGCGUACCAUCGUGUCCGGCGUCAUGCACAAGCUGAAAGGUAGUGCUGGUGCCUUCUUUUUCCUCCUCCAGACUGACGACGGAGACCUGAUGAAAGUCACCUUGGACAUGGUCGAGGACGAUGAUGGGAACCCUACUGGUGAAGUCCGACGUUUGAAAGUCAAGUACUUUGACACAAUACCCGUUGCCCAGAGCCUGUGCAUCUUGAAAAGCGGUUUCCUUUUCGCUGCCGGGGAGUUCGGCAACCACCACUUCUAUCAAUUUGAGAAGCUUGGGGACGACGACGAGGAGCUGGAAUUCUCGAGCGAUGAUUUCCCAACAGACCCUCGGGUCGCAUAUAAUCCCGUUUAUUUCCACCCACGGCCCCUCGAGAACUUGGUGCUUGUGGAAAGCCUCGAUUCGAUGAACCCUCUGAUUGACUGCAAGAUCGCGAACCUGACCGAGGACGAUGCGCCGCAAAUCUACUCGGUCUGCGGUAACCGGGCAAGGAGUACAUUCCGGAUGCUCAAAUACGGUUUGGAGGUUUCGGAAAUCGUUGCCUCGGAGCUGCCCGGCACGCCCUCUGCUGUGUGGACGACAAAGUUGACAAAGUAUGACGAGUACGAUGGAUAUAUUGUCUUGUCAUUUACGAACGCGACGCUUGUUCUGAGCAUUGGUGAAACUGUCGAGGAGGUUACCGAGAGUGGCUUCUUGACGAGCGUCCCCACCCUAGCGGUACAGCAGCUGGGCGAGGAAGGUCUUAUCCAAGUUCACCCCAAGGGUAUCCGGCAUAUCAUUCAAGGCCGUGUCAAUGAGUGGCCCGCUCCCCAACACCGAUCGAUCGUCGCGGCCACGACGAAUGAGAGCCAGGUUGUCAUUGCCCUGAGCUCUGGCGAGAUUGUCUACUUCGAGAUGGACGCCGAUGGGUCGCUGGCCGAGUACGAUGAGAAGAAAGAGAUGACAGGGACUGUAACUGCUCUUAGCCUAGGCAGAGUGCCGGAAGGCUUGAGGCGAAGCCCCUUCUUAGCGGUUGGCUGUGACGAUUGCACAGUCCGCAUCCUCAGCCUGGAUCCCGAAUCUACGUUGGAGAUGAAGUCUAUCCAGGCGCUUACGUCGGCGCCCUCCUCUCUCUCGAUAAUGUCGAUGGAAGACUCAACCGGCGGGAUGACACUAUUCCUUCACGUUGGCCUACAUUCUGGAGUCUACUUGAGGACCGUGCUGGACGAGGUGACCGGUGAACUCGCCGAUGCCCGGUCGAAGUUCCUUGGGUCGAAGCCCACGAAGCUGUUCCAAGUCUCCGUCCAAGGCCAACCUUGCGUCCUGGCCCUAAGUUCGCGUCCAUGGCUGGGGUAUACAGACCCUAUCACGAAGAAUUUCGUCACGACGCCAUUGCUUUACUCCGACCUCGAAUAUGGCUGGAACUUCAGCAGUGAGCAGUGCCUCGAAGGCAUGGUGGGCAUUCAUGCCAAUUUCCUUAGAAUCUUUACCAUCGAGAGGCUGGGCCAGACGAUGAUUCAAAAGUCUAUCCCCCUCACCUACACCCCCAAACGGUUGGUCAAGCACCCAGAACAACCGUACUUCUACACCAUCGAAUCCGACAACAACACCCUACCCCCCGAACUACGGGCGCAACUUUUGGCACAAUCAGGCGCCGUUAAUGGCGACGCAGCGGUCUUGCCGCCAGAAGACUUCGGAUAUCCUCGAGCCACAGGGCGAUGGGCGUCCUGCAUCAGCGUUGUGGACCCCCUGGCGGAAGAACCUAGUGUACUCCAGCGGAUUGACUUGGAGGGCAACGAAGCGGCGGUCAGCGCCGCUGUCGUUCCCUUUUCCAGCCAAGACGGCGAGAGCUUCCUCGUCGUGGGCACUGGGAAGGACAUGGUGCUCAACCCACGCCAGUUCAGCGAGGGUUAUAUCCACGUGUACCGGUUCCACGAGGAUGGGAGAGACCUGGAGUUCAUUCACAAAACCAAGGUGGAAGAACCUCCCAUGGCUCUCAUCCCAUUCCAGGGGCGCCUCCUUGCUGGCAUUGGCAAGACCCUCCGUGUGUACGACCUCGGUCUCCGGCAGCUUUUGCGGAAAGCCCAGGGAGUGGUGGCACCUCACUUGAUCGUAUCACUGCAAACCCAGGGCAGCCGCAUCGUCGUGGGCGAUGUCCAGCAGGGCCUCACCUACAUUGUCUACAAGCCCGAGAGCAACAAGCUCCUCCCCUUCGCGGACGACACAGUCAACCGCUGGACCACCUGCACGACCAUGGUUGACUACGAAUCCGUCGCGGGUGGCGAUAAAUUCGGCAACAUCUGGAUCCUGCGGUGCCCCGAUCGGGCCAGCCAAGACAGCGACGAACCCGGCUCGGAGAUCCAGCUCCAGCACGCCCGCAACUACCUCCACGGCGCACAGAGCCGUCUCAGCCUGAUGGCACACUUUUACACGCAGGAUCUGCCCACCAGCAUUGUCAAGACGAAUCUCGUCGCCGGUGGUCGGGACGUGCUGGUGUGGAGCGGUAUCCAAGGCACCGUCGGCGUGCUGAUCCCCUUUGUCAGCCGCGAGGACGUGGAUUUCUUCCAAAACUUAGAGAGCCACAUGCGGGCAGAGGACGCCCCGUUGGCGGGACGGGAUCAUCUCAUUUACCGUGGGUAUUAUGUGCCGGUUAAGGGGGUGAUCGAUGGAGAUUUGUGUGAGAGGUUCAGUCUGCUGCCGAACGAUAAGAAGCAGAUGAUUGCUGGAGAGCUGGACCGCUCGGUGCGGGAAAUCGAGCGGAAGAUCUCGGAUAUUCGGACAAGAUCUGCUUUCUAA